Molecule: messenger RNA, 901 nt
Organism: Lycium ferocissimum
Lineage: Eukaryota; Viridiplantae; Streptophyta; Magnoliopsida; Solanales; Solanaceae
Product: vacuolar protein sorting-associated protein 24 homolog 1-like
Exons: 6
Coding region: 40-702 (220 amino acids)
Biological process (GO): late endosome to vacuole transport; endosome transport via multivesicular body sorting pathway; protein transport
Cellular component (GO): ESCRT III complex; multivesicular body
Source: RefSeq, a predicted model, not a curated record
AAGAAGGCGAUAAAGAAAAGUUGUUGUUUUGAUGUUGAAAUGGAGAAAGUAAAGAAUAUAUUGAAGCCAAAACCGAACCCUCAACAGCUAUUAAGAGAUUGGCAACGUAGGCUCCGACAAGAGUGUCGCAACAUUGAACGUCAAAUCCGAGAUAUACAAAGAGAGGAGAAGAAUGUACAGAAAGCAAUUAAAGAAGCAGCAAAGAGAAAUGAUAUGGGUUCUGCCAAGUCACUUGCUAAAGAGAUUGUGAGAUCUCAAAGAACUGUGAACCGAUUAUACGAGAAUAAGGCGCAGUUGAAUUCAAUAUCCAUGCACCUUGGAGAAAGUGUCGCCAUUGCUCGCACAGUGGGACAUUUGUCUAAGAGUGCUGAAGUCAUGAAGCUCGUCAAUAAUCUUAUGAAGGCUCCGGAAGUGGCUAUGACAAUGCAGGAAUUUAGUAAAGAAAUGACCAAGGCUGGUGUCAUGGAAGAAAUGGUCAAUGAUGCGGUGGACAGUGCCCUGGAUUCAGAAGACAUGGAAGAGGAGAUUGAAGAAGAAGUUGACAAGGUCUUGACUGCAAUUGCUGGUGAGACUACUUCACAACUUCCUCAAGCAGUCCGAAAGGAGAAGUUAAAGCAACCGGCCGUAGAGGAUGCAGAGGGUGCUGAUGACGAGGAAGAUUUGGAAGAACUAAGAGCACGUCUUGCUAAAGUUAGAUCCUAAGUUAUUUUUAAAUUGACUUGCAUUGCCACUAAGGCUUCAAUGUAAAAUAUGUUUGUAUGUGAAGCGCAAACCUCUUCUAUGGUCUGCCGAGCUGCAUCUUUUAUUUGGAAGAGAGGAUAGUAGAGUACCUUCUGUAUUAGUAGAAUCAAUACUCAUGAUAUCAUUGAUUAUCCAAUGUGAGUUCUAAUCUUUUUCUCUU